This is a messenger RNA of Agrilus planipennis (emerald ash borer), 3287 nucleotides long. Its product is annotated as protein jim lovell. Bases 1 to 1719 code for a protein of 572 amino acids. The transcript has 4 exons. Gene Ontology annotation, biological process: regulation of transcription by RNA polymerase II. NCBI's taxonomy places the organism in Eukaryota, Metazoa, Arthropoda, Insecta, Coleoptera, Buprestidae. Gene Ontology annotation, molecular function: DNA binding; protein binding. The record is from RefSeq and is a predicted model, not a curated record. Gene Ontology annotation, cellular component: nucleus.
AUGUCGCAAUCCCACUAUUCGCUAAGAUGGAACAAUCAUCAGGCGCACAUACUGUCGGCAUUUGACGCUUUGCUCCAAGCCGAAACUCUUGUAGAUGUGACACUGGUUUGCGCAGAAACGUCCGUGAGAGCACACAAAGUCGUGUUGAGCGCUUGCUCCCCAUUUUUCCAGAGGGUUUUCUCCGAGAAUCCUUGCAAGCAUCCUGUCAUAGUCCUGAAGGAUUUUAGCGGAUGGGAGGUCCAAGCCAUCGUAGAUUUUAUGUACAAAGGUGAGAUCAGUGUUGUCCAAGAGCAACUGCAGAGCCUGAUCAAGGCUGCCGAGAGUUUACAAGUCAGGGGACUUGCUCAACAAGAUCAGUUCGCCGUUGAUAAGGAUUCCAGUGCAAUCACAAAUCACAUGCCGACGCCCUCGACCUCGCCGAACGAUUACGACAGGAAUUUUUAUCCCACGGGAAGGUUCCCGACUCCGGGAACUACAGUCAAAACUCCCGGGGAACGUUCGUCGCCCUUUUCGCCUCUGCCAGGUCCGAAUUUCGAACCGCCGUUGAAAUUACCUCACAUGUCGCAUUUAUCGUUUCCCGAAGCCCUUUUGCCGCGUCCGGAUUGUCAAUCGCCGAUCCCCAGAAGGAAACAGGCGAGGCCCAGGAGAAGAUCGGGAGAAAUGUGCGGAGCCCAGGAUCUUAGUACCACGGCACCUAAAGUACCCUCGUCGCCGGUCGAAGAGACGGCAGAGAAUUUGUGCAUGAAAAAACAUACCAAAGAAAGCGAUAAGCCCAAGGAGAUGCUCAAAGUAAAAAAGUUAGAAUCCAGAACUCCCGAACCCGAACUGACGAAUCAACACGAGAAAGACUACAGUUCUUCUUCGCCCAUGAGCUUGCCACCUAUGCUGAGUAUGCCUCAACAUGACUUGGACAAUCAUUCACCUUUAGCCUUUCCUCCCAUGCCUUCUGUUUCAGCACUUGCUAUGACACCUCCUCAUACGAAAUUUUUUGGAUUAGAUUCACCUUUGGGUCUCUUUCCUCCGGGACUAGAGGGUUGUAGGAAUCCCCUGUUGGAGAUGGCCGACCCACGAAACACCCCUGAGUCACAACUGUUUACCAAAAAGAAAAUGGGUAGGCCAAAAGGUCAACAUUCGGCUCCUCGAGGAGGUCCUCCGCGAUCUUGGACAAACGCGGAACUGACAGAAGCGCUUCAACACGUAUGGAACAAGAAAAUGACCACUAGUCAGGCUUCCAGAAUUUUUGGCAUUCCCUACAACUCGCUCCUCAUGUACGUAAGAGGGAAAUAUGGGAAAAGCCUCAAAUUAGAACAGCUCAGAAAAGACUGUAUAGGUAAUCCAACACCUGAUUUUCUUCACAUUGGAGGAAACAACAACAACAACACUUGCAAAAACGAGCAAAGGGAACCGGAUCCGAUCCAGCCGAACACAAGACCUUCUAGUAGAGAGGACCUUUCGAAUCCCCCUCCCGUGUUUAAUCCUUUCGCGCCCAGUUUUUAUCCUGAUUUCGGCACGUUUCCCAUUCCCGUGAGCAUGAUCCACUUACUGCCACAAAGCGAAAAGAACCGGGACCACUACGGUCAACAGCAUCAUCCUCUGGACGACGAUCCAAAAACGGAUCGGAACAAGGACCUCAGCGACGAGCAUCAGGACCUUUUCAAGCCGCCAGCGAUAUCUCGCGACGAAAGGCGCGAACUUGUGCAACAGAACGGGCAAGACUAAGAUUCGUUGUGUCGCAUACUUAGUUUACGAUGUGUAUUGUAAUAGUGGUUGUAGCGUGGUACAGGAUUGCAUCCUUAGAGGACGUGAAUGAUCCACAGGACGCUGAUUUUGUCAUCAAAAUCAUUAGGACGUGCAAUUUAAAUGUGAAAUUGAUUAUUAUAUCCUCAAAAAUGAACAGAAUACAGGGUAUACAAUGAUAUACUUGGAAGCAAAGCGAUUGACCCGAUUUCUUGUAAGAAUUAAAUGAAAAAUAUAUUUAUACGAAUAGAUUUGCAAAAUUAUGCUAUUAAAUGUAAAUAAUUACAUAUAACACAACCCAGACGUCAUCGUGGAUUGUUCGACGUUCGUCUAUUGAUAAAAACAAAAUAAAAUGAAAAUGCAAACCCGUGCUGAGUAAGUCUGCAUCACUGUGAUUGGUUGUUGGUGCGUCCGCGUUAAGGACGCAUGCGUCCAAUGUUUUUCAUAGGGGCAAUAUUAGUUCUAGUAUCUACCUAUCGUGAAUAAAAAAAUAAUAGAAAGUAAUACGUGAAAAAGUCCGACUUGUGGUCACAAGACCGUUGGUUGCAAUCAAUUCGUUUCGCUAAAUUUUUUAUUACGCAUUCAGUAAUUCCGAGACUUUGGAUUCGAUCUUUCUGUGAUACGCGUAGGUCACAGUCAGUGUGUUUGUGCUUCCUUAUUUUCCUAUCGGGACAAACACGCCACUUUUUAUACCGUAAUAAUAGGUACCUACAUAAUUAUUAACAGGAACCGCGCAAUAGUGAGAAAAAUUAAAUAUUUCAUAUUUAGAGCCAAGCCAUCCUAUAGCAGUUUAGCUCGAUUAUUUUUCAGUUUUAAUAAGGGUUGUUAAUUAUACGAAGUGGUGUGCAAGUCCUGGGGGGUGUGUGUUUAAUUAUCUAGAACAAGAGACCGGCUAUAGGACGUCAAAAUUCGUUUUUUAUUUUUCGAUAAAGCAUUGGGCUUAUCUAAAUGCACUUAAAAAGUCUUAAAGCUGGACAAAUAUAUAUUUAUAAAUAUAUAUAAGACUGAUUGAUCCACAUUGCCAACGUUCCGACAGUUAAAUGUUACAAUGGCUACUAAUUUAUUAUUUUCUACUACAGCUACUACAGUUCCUCAAAAUAUUUUAGUAUACCAGUUUUACAGAUUUCUACCAAAUGUAUACAUCAUAAUUAAAUACAUACAUAAACAGUGUUAUUAUACAUCAUCUUUUGUUCUUGUUUUACGCCUAAAGAGGCGCACCCUUGUUCUAAAAAAGGCGCGAUAAAUAGACUAAUAGAGUGGGGUUGGGGGGGGGGCAUAUCAUCGAGUAUGUGAGAAGGAGUGAGAGAGAGAGAAAGAGAGAGAGAGCGAAUGAAUGGGAAGGCGCCUUUUUUGAAAAACGAUGCGACUGUUAUAUAUGUUAACGACUCAACCAGAUUUCUGCGAUAUUAGUACAGUAAUUUUUACAACCGUUUGUACAGUUGAUAAUAUAUUAUAAUACAUAUAUACAUAAAACCUACAAUUUUAUUUUUACAGAAAGAGAAGGUUGCACUGAUACUAUUUUACAGUUGCCGAUGUUUGUUUCUACAAUU